This is a messenger RNA of Vitis riparia (riverbank grape), 1098 nucleotides long. Its product is annotated as stem-specific protein TSJT1-like. The record is from RefSeq and is a predicted model, not a curated record. NCBI's taxonomy places the organism in Eukaryota, Viridiplantae, Streptophyta, Magnoliopsida, Vitales, Vitaceae. Bases 152 to 922 code for a protein of 256 amino acids. The transcript is spliced from 4 exons.
UCCUCCUCCUCUCAUCACUGUCAUACCAUAUGCUAUAUAUACUCCUCCACACCCACCCUCGUCUCUAUCCAUUUUCCUUUUUCUAUCGUUGUUGGUGCGUUUGGUUAAAAGGAAAGAGCAGGAGAUUUUUCUAGGCAGAAAGAAGAAGAAAAUGUUGGCGAUAUUUAACAAGGGAUUGGUGGAACCGCCGCAGGAGCUGAAUAGCCCAGCUUCAGUGAAGGUAUCUGUGAAGCCCAAGGUUCCAGAAGAGACUCUCAAGGAUUUUCAGUCAUGCCAUUCCACUAAUGCUUUCUUAAUUAGUCUUGGAGAUGCAGCAUUGCUUUCUUAUAUUCCUCCAUGCCCACCCUACUCCACCCAACACAGGUUUUUCUGUGGUUUGGAUGACAUAUACUGCAUAUUCUUGGGGACAUUGAACAACCUAUGCAGCCUCAUCAGGCAAUAUGGACUGUCUAAGGGCACUAAUGAGGCAAUGUUUGUGAUUGAAGCAUACCGAACCCUCCGCGACAGGGGUCCCUAUCCAGCUGAUCAGGUCCUUAAAGACAUGGAUGGCAGCUUUGGAUUUGUGCUCUUUGAUAGCAAGGCUGGAACUGUUUUUGCUGCAUUGGGUGCGGAUGAGGGGGUGAAGAUGUAUUGGGGUAUUGGAGGUGAUGGGUGGCUGGUGAUUUCUGACAAUUUGGAGGUCAUAAAAGCAAGCUGUGCUAAAUCAUUUGCCCCCUUCCCAACAGGGUGUAUGUUCCACAGUGAGGGAGGGUUGAGGAGCUUUGAACAUCCGAUGAACAAGAUGAAGGCAAUGCCCAGGAUUGACAGUGAAGGGGUAAUGUGUGGUGCCAACUUCAAAGUUGAUGACUAUUCCAGGAUUCACAGCAUGCCCCGUGUGGGAAGUGAAGCCAACUGGGCAGUAUGGGGGGGCCCUCAUGUCUGACUCUUUUGAACAUUCCAACAUAACUACAUGACCUUUAUACCUCUUUUCUUGCAACUGGUUUUGUGUUCAUUUUCUUUCUGUUAUUCCACUUUUUCUCAAUGUGUAUUCUCCUCCUUUAGCUACUAAAAUUGACGUUGAGCUGCUGGAUUCCAUGAAGAAAAUGUUCUAAAGGCGUA